This is a messenger RNA of Platichthys flesus (European flounder), 1555 nucleotides long. RefSeq names its product claudin-14-like. Gene Ontology annotation, cellular component: bicellular tight junction; plasma membrane. The coding region runs from base 338 to 1078 and encodes 246 amino acids. Gene Ontology annotation, molecular function: structural molecule activity. The transcript has 5 exons. Lineage: Eukaryota; Metazoa; Chordata; Actinopteri; Pleuronectiformes; Pleuronectidae. Gene Ontology annotation, biological process: cell adhesion; bicellular tight junction assembly. The record is from RefSeq and is a predicted model, not a curated record.
CUACAGGGCUCUGACAGAGAGCUGAACACUACACAGAGGACCCAGGAGAAGGGCAACGAGAAGGCUCCAGUGUCCUGACAGGAUGUCACGGUGGGUUGGGACAGAGAGAUAACAACCACCAAGCGAGAAGAUGGACUUGGAAGAUGAACUCAGGAUAGAAGUGAAGCCUUGACUGACCUCACCCGGCGGCUUACACAAUUCGGGAUAUUCAGGGAGCUGAGUUACUGGGAGUAAACCAGCCCAACCAGACGAGUGUGCCGUCUGGACACCUGUGACCAAGGCUCUGUAGUCCUCAUGUAACCCUGUGGUUUGAGCGUCUGCCCGACUGAAAACAAUCAUGGCCAGCAUGGCGGUUCAGCUCCUCGGCUUCUUCUUGGGCCUGCUGGGGUUUGUGGGAACCGUGGCUGCGACUCUGCUUCCCCACUGGCGCAGCACUGCCUAUGUGGGCCCCAACAUCAUCACAGCCACCGCCUACAUGAAAGGCCUGUGGAUGGAGUGUGUGUGGCACAGCACUGGCAUUUAUCAAUGUGAGGUGUAUAGAUCUCUGCUGGCACUGCCACAGGACCUGCAGGCUGCCCGGGCCCUCAUGGUGCUCUCCUGCAUCACCUCAGUCCUGGCAUGCCUGGUGUCUGCGAUGGGGAUGAAGUGUACCCGCUUCGCACGUGGCUCCCUGAUUAAGUCUCCGCUGGCCAUGAGCGGAGGCAUAUGCUUCCUCUGUGCAGGUGUCCUCUGUCUAGUCACUGUAUGCUGGACCACCAAUGAUAUCAUAAUGGACUUCUACGACCCCUUCCUCCCCAGCGGGCUGAAGUAUGAGAUCGGCCUGGCCGUGUACCUCGGAUACGCCUCGGCCUGCCUCAGUCUGAGUGGAGGGCUGGUGCUGUGCUGGAGCAGCUGUGGUGACAGGUCACGGAGUCCACCUCGUAUUCAGAGGAGUCAACCAUCAUCGCCUCCUCCUGCCUUCAACCACAUAUACCCCCCUGCUCCACCAUACAAGCCCCCUGAGGCCUUGAAGGACAAUCGUACUCCGUCAAUUAGCUCCCUUUCCAGCAAUGGAUACAGGCUCAAUAACUAUGUUUGAGGCAGGAGGAUAUACGAGCACAGCCACUGUGGGCAUGGGAGCUGUGUCCAGUCUACAACUUGUUUUUUAUUCUUUUAAGUUGUUGUAAAUCUUUUUCUCCUACCUACCCAUAAAAAAGGGGAUAUGGAAAUGGACCUGUCCCUCACUUUUUAUAUUUGACCAAUAAGGAAAACUUGACUAACAAACUUUGCUGUGACCUGGUUUUUAAGUUACGCAAGUGUUGAAGAGAACUGAUGACCUAAAACCUGUUGGCCAGCUGUCACACACCCAAAAGACCAGAAGGUGGCAGCAUAGUCCUGCAACUAGUCACAAAGAUGGACUGUGUCAAUUCCCAUAUUCUAACUUUAACACCCAUGAUAAUAGUUUACCAGUUGUUAUGUCUUCUCCUUAUUUAAGCCCAUUUUUUUGUUUGGGUUAACUCUUUGUAAUAGUGAAUGCUGUACAUCAGUAUUUAUAAAACAAACACAUUGUAUUUAA